GUGUUCCCGCACUACUACUAUGAAAAAGAAGUAUUUUGUGUUGCGACGUGAAACAGGACCCAAAAGUCCGGCUCGUCUGGAGUACUAUGACAACGAGAGAAAAUUUCGUGCAGCGGUCCUCAGCCUAAAAAGCCAAUUGUUCUUCAUACUUGUUUUAACAUAAACCGCAAGAAGGAUCCUAAACACAACCAUGUAAUUGCCCUCUACACAAAUCACGACUCUCUCUGCAUGGCAGCAGAGUCAGAAGCUGAGUUGAAUGACUGGUUGGGCUUCCUUCAUCACCAUAUGCACCAGGCUGUGACUGGUGCUGAUGGACAAUCCAGGAAAAUGUAUGAGCAUGUUUGGUUGGUUGCAGUGCAACCAAGAAGUCUUGGUAGCAGCAAAGGACUCGCUGGAGAGCACCACAUCUGUCUCACUUACAAGUCUAUUGCACUUGUUAGAGUGGGCGACUGCCAGAAAAAGAUUGAGUUUCCUCUAAACAGCAUCCGUCGGUGUGGACACACUGGGUCAUUCUUCUUUCUUGGACUGGGACGAUCAGCUGUCACUGGUGCUGGGGAUAUCUGGAUGCUGACAGAGGAUGCUGUUAUUGCUGAAAAUAUGCACAGCAUUAUAAAAACAGCAAUGCAUGCUCCUUGUAAUAACAUCAGUGAAGAUCCCGUAACGCGAGAACGUACCCAGUCUAUGUCAAAUCAUCGCUCAUUUGAUGUGCCCCAGCACACACUGCAAGAGUUGCAAAGGCCGCUAUCAACGAAUGCCACUUCAAAGAACUCUCAUACUUCCCUCUUCUCCAGACCUGGCAAUAUAAGCAUUUUAAGUAGUAGGUGCUACACACGUUUUCCUUAUGAUCAGAUAGCGUAUUUUUUUUUGUGUGUUAAUCCAUACUGUAUUAGCAUUUGUGCCCCCUGGAGUUACAAGGCAAAAACCUGCACAAUUCCAAUUUUUAUUUGCAUGAGGUACUCCAUCUUUUUUAUGUUUUGUGCCUCUGCUUGGUCAUUUUAA
Messenger RNA from Cherax quadricarinatus, 999 nucleotides. Lineage: Eukaryota; Metazoa; Arthropoda; Malacostraca; Decapoda; Parastacidae. The record is from RefSeq and is a predicted model, not a curated record.